GGCAAAGGGAGAAGUGGCUCAGGAGACAUGCAUUUGUUUGAAAUGAUCAAACUUAGGCUUUAUUUAUAUGUAUAUGCUGUAAUUCAUAUUUCGUUUUCUCUUGUACUGUGAUCAUCAUCAGACAUCCUGUGCAUUGUCAUCUGCUGAUAAAAAAGAAAAUAUGAGGUUUUUUCAAGUUAUCAUCAUAACAUACAGCUCAAACUAUACUGGAGCUGUUAAACCACCGGGAAGAUUUACAACACAAGACAUGAUGACGUUUGAGGAAGCGCACAAAUCUUCUGUUCCUGCUUCUUUUAUCGCUUUUCAAUUUGGAGGAAAUGAUUUUGAUAAAAAUCAGGAAUUUGUUAUUGGAGAUGGAGCGCAAUCCAGCGAUAAAGAUAGGAGCAAGAGAAGCAGUGGUGAUCAGCUUUAUUACAACAAGCCACUGCAGUUGAAAAGAAACUACAGAGUGUUCCUCAGGGCUUUUGUCUCGCAGACGGUGUAUGUUUCUAGUAACUUCGUAGACAUUAACACCAAAGGGAAACCUGUCAUCAAAGAUCUACCAAAGAGAACCAUUCUAGCGGUUGGCGAACUGGUAGUAUUGAAUUGUAAGGUCAGUGGACACCCUGAGGCUUCUGUUACCUGGACUAAAGAUGGAUUUAGCAGUAUUCCUCGCGCUCAGUUGAAGGACAACGGCAAAAUACUUGUUAUAAAAGAUGUUGUUCCUGGUGAUAGUGGCGUUUACGAAUGCAAAGCUAUAAACACGUUUGGAGAGAGUUACACCAGUACGACACUCAUUGUCGCUGUGCCACCCAGCCUUCUAAAAGAAGUUUCUCCCUCUUCAGUGUUAUGUGAAAAGCAAACUCUGUGUUCUCUCUCGUGUCAUGCAACCAGUUAUACUCCAUUCAACUAUUCUUGGACGAAAGAUGGCCAGGUUCCAGUAGGCGCUAACAUCAAACUGAUGAAUAAUAGUAUCAUUGUCACGCCAUGGGAUGCACAAGACUAUGGGGAGUAUGUGUGUCACGUUACAAACGGCUAUGGAUCCACCGAGUAUAAAAUUACUCUGUUUGCUCCUAAGGAUAAUCAAGAUGGUGGCGGUACACAAACCAUCCUUCUUGCUAGUGUCAUAGCAUUGUCGUGCCUUGUGGUUGUGCUACUCAUUAUGAAUAGUGUGUCCAUAUGGCAGCGAAGACGAGCUGUUCCUAUUGAAAGGGCACAGAAUCAAGAAAAAGUUGACUUCGAUGGCGUAAAAUCUUCACCUGAUCAACAGUCAACUGAUCUACACGCUUCAGACCCAAGUACAUAUAUGGAACUCGAACCCAGGCCCUCGAACCAACAGUCUCAGGUAUCUGCUGAUCAUGAGUAUCAGUCGCUAGUGACAAAACCCGAGGACCCCGAAUACUACAAUGUGGUGUUUCAGGAAGAAAAUGGCGGGAAACAAAAUGAAGAAAUGUAUGAAGAAAUAUGAAAAUCCUUGUGAUUUGGUACCUGUCUAGAUCAGAUUAUCCACUCUGUUUUAUAAUAAGCUUAAUUAUAUACGUGCUGUGAUUUGUUCUUACUUAAAUGGAGGACUGACGCAUAGAUGACGCCACCAUUAACAGCAUCUUGCUUCUUUAUUGUAUAAAACAAGUAGAUUCCAUGUUACCGUGGGUCUGAUCUGUAACGAGUCACGGAAGACGUCAAGAUGUGGUAAGAACGUCAGUGACAUACUCGGUUGCAUUUCGUGUGCAACGUUUUUUGUUUUCACCACAUUUUGAUGUCACCUGGGAUCUACAACGUAGCAGACAUAUGGAAACAUUAAAUCUAAUUGUUAAUUAGAAACGGUCAGGCUUCGGUUCGUGACACUGUUUUUGUCUCGCUUAAAGAAGCACUCAUUAAUUUGGUAAUGAAAUGCACGCGUUUUAAGUUCGUCCUCCUCAUUAUCGUUUUGAUCACUUUUACUAUCAUAAUGUCGUGUAGGGUGCAGUUAUCUAACAUCACUGCGAGGAAAAUAUAUGAUAACACUGACAACAAUAGCCUGCUCAUUAGAUACUGUCAGCGAAUGCUGUCUGGUUACUUCAAGAACGAAGGGCUAACGCUCGAAACGUCACCUUUUAUAAUCUUAACGGUGGCCAAUUUACGAUUUCAACUUUGUUUAUAUAUUGAAAUUAUUACUUCAAGAACAGACGUGAUCUUUAUAAGUUUCUGAUCAAAGCAGUUAAGAAGUAAGGCAUUAAGGGCUUAUUCAACGUGCAGUAACCCUUUAUUUGAUCCGCCUCUCGGUUAGCUCAAUGGAUAGAGCGCUGGACUGUUGUGCGGGAGGUCGAGGGUUCGAGCC
This is a messenger RNA of Stylophora pistillata, 2296 nucleotides long. Its product is annotated as protein sidekick-1. The record is from RefSeq and is a predicted model, not a curated record. NCBI's taxonomy places the organism in Eukaryota, Metazoa, Cnidaria, Anthozoa, Scleractinia, Pocilloporidae. Gene Ontology annotation, molecular function: protein binding.